CUCUCUUUCCCUUUCCCAUUCCCACCUCACAUCCGUCGUGGGGACGAUACCUCGAGUCGUCCGGAAGGAUCCCGACAAAAACACCACACACCGGACCAAAACAAAAUAACGGCCAGGUGACUUGGGAAUAUUCUUCUAGAUAGACAAUGGCGGUAGCCAACCUCGUCGAACUUAGCCGCGACCGGAGCGCCGGCGGCUGGCUGCUCGCCCUCGGCGCGGUUGCUGCGACCUACUACGUGAUAUCGUCCAUCGUGGCAUGGUGGCGUCUCCGCGAGUUCAAAGGACCCUUCCUGGCCUCCUUCUCGUACAUGUGGCUGGGCUGGAUAUCCUACAGCGGCCGCAUGAGCGAGUACAUGGCGAAGGCGGAGGCCAAGUACGGCGGUCUGCCGCCGUCGACGAUACGCAUCGGCCCCAACGAGCUGCUAACGAGCGACCCGGACGUCAUCCGGCGCUCGUCCGGGGCGCGGUCCAGAUACACGAGGUCGAACUGGUACAAGGCGGCCACCCUGGACCCGUACGACCCCGCCAUGCUCAGCACGCUCGACACGGCCGCGCACGACAGGCUCAAGGCCCAGACGGCGCCCGGGUACGCGGGCAAGGAGAACGCGACGCUCGAGCCCGACUUGGACGCGAUGCUGGGCCAGAUGACGGACAAGAUCCGGACCAAGUACGCCGCCGCAACCCCGGGCGACGUGAAGCCUAUGCUGGACCUGGCCAUGAUGGUGCAGUACUUCACCCUCGACUCCAUCUCCAAGCUCGCUUUCGGAGAAGAGUUCGGCUUCCUCCGGGCAGAGGGCGACAUUCACGGGUACCUCGAGACGGUCGAAUCCUUGGCGCCCACCACCGUCACCAUCUUGGCCCUCCCCUUCCUCCGGGACAUCCUAACCUCCAAGUUCAUGCUGAGUUUGCUCGGGCCUACGCCCAAGGACAAGAGAGGGAUGGGCGUUUUCAUGCGGAUCGGAAGGUCUAUCGUCGACAAACGCUUCGCUCGCGAGGACCCCGGAGCCAUCCAGGACAUGUUGGUAAGCCCGCCCACUCUCCUUGGCUCCUUCAUCCGCCACGGCCUGACACGGCGACAAUGCGAGACGGAGUCACUCGUCCAGAUUGUUGCAGGGUCCGACACGACGGCCACGGCGAUCCGUACCGGCCUGCUCUACCUCAUGACCAAUCCGCGCGCCUAUCGCGCUCUGCAGGCCGAGAUCGACGAGGGCAUCCGGGACGGACGUAUCUCGAGCCCCAUCACCAGCGCCGAGGCCGCCAAGUUGCCCUAUUUGCAGGCCGUAAUCUACGAGACUCUCCGCAUCCACCCGCCCCUCACGGCCACGCCCUUCAAGGUGGUCCCGCCCGAGGGCGACACGAUCGACGGCAAGCGGGUGCCGGGGGGCACGCUGGUGGCGCCCGACUUCUGGACGACGUCGCGCAACCGGGCGCUGUUCGGGCCCGACGUGGACGUGUUCCGCCCGGAGCGCUGGCUGCUCGCACCCGAGCGUGGAGGCGGCGGCGGCGGCGGAGGUGCGGACCGGGCCGAGAUGCGGCGCGUCGCCGAGAUGGCGUUCGGCUACGGAAGGUGGAUGUGCGCGGGCAAGAUGAUCGCCUUCCUCGAGCUGAACAAGGUCUUUGUCGAGCUGCUACGCCGGUUCGAUUUCCAGUUGGUAUAUCCCUCUCGGCCGUGGAAGUGCGUCAACUACAACCUGUUCCUUCAGCGGGAGAUGUGGGUGUCGGUAUCUCUGCGAGAGGAACCGAAGCCGCUAGAGAAGAAUUAAGUAGGACUUACUCAUUAUAAUUUUAGUCCGUAGCGCCCGAAAGGACACAAGCAACUAGGAAUAUCAAGCGGCGCAGCGGAUCUGUUAUUAAGGAUUGAGGUCUUCGGAGGCCAGGUUUGGCCGACCUACCGCUAGGGAUGACAGACCGGGGUUCAGCAUAGAUUUAGAGAGCUUCUACCAGUACCACUUCUGGGGACUAUACAAGAGUUCUAGUAGUGCCUGCUACAGCGCUUACACCGCUAUGGUUGACCAUAUUUGUAUGUACACAGC
Thermothelomyces thermophilus ATCC 42464 is the source of this 2033-nucleotide messenger RNA. Its product is annotated as cytochrome P450 monooxygenase. The coding region runs from base 147 to 1763 and encodes 538 amino acids. Gene Ontology annotation, molecular function: monooxygenase activity; heme binding; oxidoreductase activity, acting on paired donors, with incorporation or reduction of molecular oxygen. The transcript is spliced from 7 exons. Lineage: Eukaryota; Fungi; Ascomycota; Sordariomycetes; Sordariales; Chaetomiaceae. The record is from RefSeq and is a predicted model, not a curated record.